CGUUAAGACAAACUGCACGCGCCCUCAACAUCCCUGUUUCAUUAGUCGAGUUCAUUAACACUGCAACUAAUUAACAUUUUAGCAAUUUAUUGAACUACAUUUGCCUUCACAGUCGGUACGAUUCUCACUAAUUGUUCUAAAGGGACGUAAUGUCCCAUUCCAGCACCGAGUGCUAGCUAAACGGAAUCAAUGUGUAACUGGGAAGUGACGCCUGGUGAAGAAAUCGGGAGAGGAAAAAAACAAAAGUUUGAUGUUUGAGUCAGUCUCUACAGUAGCAUGUCGCCAACAUUAGCUGCAGCGGGGCGCCGUCGAAACAGCGAGAUGUUGAAGGCUUAUGUGCCAUGGAGGGACAGAGUUUAAUGGUGUUGCCCAUGAAUGAGCAAAGCACACAAACUUCUUCAUAUCUGUUCACCCCCGGCUGACAACCUGUGAUUAGGUCACAAAGAACUUCAGAGGGGAUAGAAGAUAAUCUUGCUUGACCUGGCUCCUGCUUAAACUGACGUCAGUGUGGUUUUACGGCUUUAUUUUAUUAUACAUACCCCACAGAAGGGUAUACUUGUAUAUUUCCAUCUUUGAUGGUUGGAUUGAUAAAUACAAGUGGAGAAUUAUUGCUUUAGUUGACUGAAAAUAUUUACCUGCUUCGGAAUAUUCAUGCCCGUCAUGAGCGUACCAGCCCAGCAGAAACCCACCGCCAAAAGAACAGGCAAACGCAUCACAUUUUUCAGUGAUCAAAGUGUAGCAAUGAAGGAGACUUCUCAGCACCCGGAUGGGUCCUACUAUGUUCCAAGUGGUACUUCCUCAGAGCCUGGACAGAGCGAGGCUGCAAGUACUGUGACGUCCAAUCCAGAGGGCCCUCAUAUGUACCUCAACUCUGUGAUCUUCAGCCCAGAUAAGGGUGACCACAGCAGAGGUCAUUAUCAGCAGACUGUACCCAUGAAGUGGGCUCACCAGGAGCCCACUCAGCAGCAGCCAAGAGCUGCCUCUUGGACCAUGCCUAACUGGGGCCAAAGCUUUGCAAACUACAUCGGAGGAGUAAAUGACUCAAGGACCCAGAAUGUGUUUGUGAAAUCAAUGCAAGAGACCCCUGGCCUACAGCCACAUCAACAACCCCCUAACAGAGCUGCAGACAAACCUGCAGUGGAAGUGUUUAGGGAUGUAGCCAAGUCUCGGGGGAUGGAGUGGGAACAGCAGCAGUCCCAAGCCUUUCAGGAGACCUUGAAAUCAGGGGUGCUCAAUACCCAGCAGCAGAGUAUAUCGCACCCAGGAGGAAGCUCGGUCUUGCAGUCCUUUCAGGUGGCCUUUGGUCAGCCUAAGCAGCAUCUGCCUCCCUACUACCAGACCUUUCAAGGGAACAGGACAACUCUGCCUAACCCACCAAACUACUCGGCACCAAAUGCAAAACCCCAACAUCACUUACAGCAGCUGCAGAAGCAAGAACAAAUACAACGGCAACAACAUAUAAUCCAGCAACAAAUGCAGCAGCAACAAAUCCUUCAACAUCAACAGCAUGUGCAGCAACAGCUACAGCAGCAGCAACAAAUACAGCAUGAGCAGCAGCAACAAAAGAUACAGCAACAACAACAGCAGCAACAGCUCCAAAUUCAGCAAAUGCAGCAUCAGCAGCAUCAACAAAACCCCCAUGUGCUUGACUAUUACUCUGGUGUACAAAAUGUAAACCCUCAUGCUCACCCCCAGCCUGUUGUGGUACACUCCCAGGAGUCCUCUGGUCCAGCUCCGCCAAAGAUCCAGGAACCAAUUAUCCAGGACAUCACACCAGAACCACAGCAGCCAUCAGAUCCAUUGCAGCCCCCUCUGCAGUCUGAGCCCCUGACUCAGCCUCAGACACAACUUCAAUCCCAAACGCAGCUUCGCAGAUCUCGGCGGCUCUCCAAGGAAGGUGGCGCACCUUCCGACAAUCCCUUUCUCUCUGUCCCCUUGGAGCAGGCGCCGCCGGUGCUUCAGGGACCUCAGAACGGGGCACGAGACAUCCAGGCAGCCCCAACAGGUGUCAUCCAAAGCACACGCAGGAAACGCAGGGUUUCCCAGGAGGUCAACCUGGAGAUGCUUGCUCAGAAGGCCUCAGAAAGGGAGUCUCCACCAUCACAUCUCAAGGAGCCACACAGGCCUUGGAGUCCCACAGAACAAGAGAGCAUGAACCCUAAGCGACCCCGAGACGACAACCUUGUUCCACUCGUCAUCCCCGUGUCUGUUCCAGUCCGGAGGCAGGAACCGUCGUCUCCCGAGAGGGACGAAGCAACUCUGGCAAAUAGCUGGCCCCACAGGUCUUCAAACCCCCAGGAGCUCGGCCGCACAGACCACAAGCCCUCGGUCAUUGUCACUCGAAGACGCUCACUCAGGAAUUCAUUGUCAGACAGUGCAGAGCAGAAUGAUAGUGCAGAGGGUGAAAAAGAUGACGACGGCAAAAAGUCCAAGCGUCGUCCACGCCCUGAGCCUCUCUUCAUCCCACCACCUAAACCUUUAUUCAUCGCCCCAUCCGCCUACUCCAGCAUUACACCUUACCAAAGCCACCUACGCUCCCCCGUACGCCUUGCCGACAAUCCUAUCACCAUGCCCCCCUAUACGCCACCGCCAAUCCUUAGCCCUGUUCGUGAAGGCUCUGGCCUGUACUUUUCCACUUUCUUGUCAUCUGCUGCAGCCAGUGGCCCGGGCCUGCCCCCUCCUGCUACACCCAAGUCAGCCACACGCAGCCUAUUACGUUCCAACAGCUGCGACAUCACACCACCGGUUUUGUCUGCUAUGAGUGAGGCCACUCCAGUCAGCAUUGAGCCGCGCAUAAAUAUUGGGUCACGGUACCAGGCAGAGGUGCCAGAGCUGAGGCAGCGAUCGGCUGUCGAGCUGGAUCAUCAUCGUGCGGACCUGGUCUGGGUUCCCCUGAGCGAACUGGAGGGAAAAACCGACUUCGAGGAGAAAGUGGAAGACCUCAUGCACUUGGCCUGCUCCAGCGUUUUGUGUGGAGGAGGCACCAACCAGGAGUUAGCCCACCAUUGUCUGUAUGAGUGCAAAGGGGACAUAAUGGCUGCUCUGUCCAUGCUGAUGCUGAGGAAUCCAAUUUUCCCAAAUUCUCAUCAUCUGUCCAACUACCACUACUCAGGAUCAGACAGUUGGACAUCAGCUGAGAGACGCCAGUUUAACAAAGGCAUUGCUGCAUACAAGAAGGAUUUCUUCAUGGUGCAGAAACAGGUAACCACUAAGACAGUGGCACAGUGUGUGGAGUUUUACUACACUUACAAGAAGCAUGUAAAGAUCGGCCGCAAUGGGACGCUAACCUACGGUGAGACAGAGCCUUUGGAAAGCAGGACCACAGAGGAGGAGAUGGACCACAAGGGCUCUCACAGGCUGGAGCCACAGCGGGAGGAGGACAGCAGGAAAUGGGAAGGGUCAGCUGACAGGAAACAGGAUGUCUGCCCUACCAGAACGUCUCACACGAUGCAGUCCGCAGAUAAUCCUGGGACUGUUCUGAUCAUGAAAGGCCAGGAGGAUGUGGGGAGGGAGCAGCCGCUUUCCCGGGUCAUUCACCCCCCUCAGCCGCCACCUCCCAGCUCCAAACAGCGCUACGACAGCAACGCGCGCAGGACAAGUCCUUCCACAGGGAACAAAGGCUCAGCCGGACAGGAGGGAGAAUUUCCCUGCAAGAAAUGUGGCAGGAUUUUCUAUAAGGUGAAGAGCCGCAGUGCCCACAUGAAGAGCCACGCCGAGCAAGAGAAGAAGGCUGCAGCACUACGGCAGAAAGAGGCCGAGGAGCGGGCGGCAGCAAAAGCAGCAGCCGAGGCCGCUGCCAUCCUAGCUGCACGGCAGCAGAACGGGACGCGACAGGUGGGUGGCGACAGCACCAAUGAUGACUCAUCAGACGGAGAGGACGACGACGACGAUGACUGGCAGUAAAGGGAAGGCCAUACAUACUGACUGCACUGGCAGCAUGGCUUAAUUACUGGGACAGGAGAAGGACAAUAAACAAAAAUAUAACUAAAGAAGAAGAAACCCUCCAGUGAAGUUUCUGUACAUUUUGUGAAAAACGAAGAUUUCUGUUGCUUGGCACAUUCAGGGACAGAUCAGCUCCCAUGUACUCAUUGAACUGUGAAUGCAUGGACUGAGUGAGAGUGCGUUUUGCGUGGAAUGAUGUGCUUUCCAGAACUCACCAACUCCCCUUUACUCUGCUUGAAAAGCUUUUUCAAGCGUUACCUCUCUUGGUCACAGGGCUCGGUCAAAUCAAAGCCAUGCCGCUUCUCUCGGCGCUGUCCUUUUCUCCGCUCCCAGCCGCGGCCUUCUUCACCAGUUUGAAUCUCUCCCUGCUUCAUUUUGACAGGCGUGGGACUUGUGAGAUUUUUUUUUUUUUUUUUUUAACUCUUAGGAUGAGCCACAGCACCCGCUUAAAGCUGCAUCUCGACCGUCCGGCAUUGGGUGAAGUUUUGAAGAUAUGAAAUUGGACAGCUGGGGGGGGUGUUGCAGCGAACGGAGGCUCCUGCUGUUAGUUUCUCCACUCUGGGACAGACAGAUGGAUGACUGGCAUGCGCAAACUGUUGCCUCUAUUUCGCCGCUCUCCUGCACUCAAAGCUGCCAAAAGCUCUCUCAGACGCAUGUGCGCCAAAUGGGUUCUGUGUUCAUUUGGACUUUUGUUUUGUGAAACCCCGCCCGCCCCUGCCAAGCCCUCGUCACCUUUUAUAGCCCCCAGUUAGUUCCUUACUGUUGAUGCCUUGGAUGUUAUGCUUUUUAUCUUAAAAUGACAAUCAAUUUUACACUGUUGUUUUUUUUUUGUUUGUUUGUUUUUUUUAUCGAUAUGUAAACAGGUAACGUUACUUUUUUUUUGCCUGUGUUGCUAUAUAUGGUUAUUGUUGUUUUUGUGAAUAUUCCUGUUUAUGAUUAUUAAUAUUAUAUUCUGGUAUUGGCUACAGUUUAAUUAAGCGCU
Molecule: messenger RNA, 4924 nt
Organism: Archocentrus centrarchus (flier cichlid)
Lineage: Eukaryota; Metazoa; Chordata; Actinopteri; Cichliformes; Cichlidae
Gene: mideasb
Product: mitotic deacetylase associated SANT domain protein b
Exons: 13
Coding region: 652-3903 (1083 amino acids)
Biological process (GO): negative regulation of DNA-templated transcription; regulation of transcription by RNA polymerase II
Cellular component (GO): histone deacetylase complex; transcription regulator complex
Molecular function (GO): transcription corepressor activity
Source: RefSeq, a predicted model, not a curated record